CUAACAGCCGUUUAAACCCCACAGAUACCUUGAGAAUCAGAGGAAACAACGAUUUGCUAAAGCUUGGCUGCUACCUCUAUGGCUGCUGCUGCUGUAAAGGAUUCGGGCUUUGAAGCCCUCGAGAAGCUUAAAUCAACUGAACCACCGGUUUUUCUAGCGCCAAGCUCGAUAUCUUCGGUGGCUCGUGUUGCAUCUCAGUAUCUCUUCACCAAGUUGAAGCCUCACAACCCUAAAUCUCCUUUCGAGGAGCUCUUGGUUGAAGGGUUCGAUGCGGAGCAGAUUUGGCAGCAGAUUGAUAUGCAGUCUCAGCCUUUGUUGUCAAGCUUGCGGCUUGAAGUUAAGCGGUUUGCUAAAAACCCUAAAGAGAUUCGCAGGCUCGGAGAUUUGGCCAUGGAGGAGUCUCGUGAGGGUGAUGUCGAUGAUGAGAUGGAUGUGGAUGAUGAUAAUGAGGGUGAGGAUGAGGAUGAUGAGCUAGAAGAAGCUGAUGAAAGUGAAGAAGAAGAGGAAGAGGAGGAUGAAGAAGCUGAAGAGGAAGAGGAAGAAGAGGAGGAGGAUGAAAAGAAUGAAGGAAUAGAGGACAAGUUCUUCAAGAUCAAAGAUUUGGAGAACUUUUUAGAGGAGGGUGAAGCUCUAGAGUAUGGCAUCGACUCCAGAAACAAUAAACCUAUGUUGUCGAAGUUUGGUGCUUUUGCUGGUGAUGACAACGAAGACGCCGACAAUUUGGGAAAGGCGAGGUAUGAAGAUUUCUUUGGUGGUAAAAAGGAGACUAAAAAGACCAUGAAACAUGUCAUUGAUGAUGAGGAAGCUGGAGAUGGAAACCAAGGCAAUGAAAAACUAUCCACCCAUGAGAAAGAAUUGCUAAAGCUUCAGUCCAAGAUUGAACAGAUGGAGAAAGCAAACUUAGAUCCUAAACACUGGACUAUGCAGGGAGAGGUAACUGCUACAAAGAGGCCAAAGAAUAGUGCUCUAGAAGUUGAUUUAGAUUUUGAGCACAAUGCCAGGCCUCCUCCUGUUAUUACAGAAGAGGUCACAGCCUCACUUGAGGAUAUGAUCAAAAGCAGAAUCAUUGAGGCCCGUUUUGAUGAUGUUCAACGAGCGCCUAGCCUGCCCACUAAAUCCAAAAGAGAAGCCAAGGAAUUGGACGAUAGUAAAAGCAAGAAAGGUCUUGCUGAAGUUUACGAGGAAGAAUACGUUCAGAAAUCAAAUCCAGCUUUUGCUCCAGCAACUUUCUCUGAUGAACUAAAGAAAGAGGCAAGCAUGCUAUUUAAGAAACUCUGUCUGAAGUUGGAUGCUCUCUCCCACUUCCACUUUACACCUAAGCCAGUAAUAGAAGAAAUGUCUAUACAGACAAACGUCCCAGCCAUAGCAAUGGAAGAGGUUGCGCCAGUGGCAGUGUCAGAUGCAGCAAUGCUUGCUCCAGAGGAAAUAUUUUCGGGGACAGGCAAGAUUAAGGAUGAGUCGGAGCUUACACAGGAAGAGAGAAAGAGAAGGAGAGCUAAGAAGAAGAGAAAGUUCAAAGCUGAAUCUGCAAAACAACCGGUGAAGAAGGCACGGGAUACUACUACAGAGACCGGUAUUUUUUACACUUAG
Molecule: messenger RNA, 1590 nt
Organism: Eruca vesicaria subsp. sativa (arugula)
Lineage: Eukaryota; Viridiplantae; Streptophyta; Magnoliopsida; Brassicales; Brassicaceae
Source: the annotation of a GenBank genome assembly